AAUCAGAAUUAUUCCGGAAUAAUAUUUCUGAUUGGUCGGUGAGAGACCAUUGCAUAUAACUGUAAUCAUGUCUUCCCCGCAUUUCUCCACCAUAAUUUUCUUUCAACUCUUCUUCCAUUCCCAACAUCCAUAUUUUUUCUUUUUCUCGAGAAAGUGACAGAAAUACAGGAAUAGAGGAAGAGAGGAGUUUGUGCUCAAGCUAGCAAGGCAUGGCUGGAGAACAAUUGCAAGUGCUGAAUGCACUUGAUGUAGCCAAAACACAGUGGUACCAUUUCACAGCAAUCAUCAUUGCUGGGAUGGGUUUCUUCACUGAUGCAUACGAUCUUUUCUGCAUAUCUCUUGUUACAAAAUUGCUUGGUCGCGUCUAUUACCAUGUUGAGGGUGCAGCGAAGCCAGGAACAUUGCCUCCCAACGUGUCAGCUGCAGUUAAUGGUGUGGCUUUCUGUGGAACUUUAGCAGGACAGCUCUUCUUUGGUUGGCUUGGUGACAAACUUGGCCGAAAGAAGGUCUAUGGGAUGACUCUCUUGAUGAUGGUCAUCUGCUCUAUUGCUUCUGGUCUAUCUUUUGGCAGUAGCUCCAAAUCUGUCAUGGCUACUCUGUGUUUCUUCCGGUUCUGGCUUGGCUUUGGCAUUGGUGGUGAUUAUCCACUUUCUGCCACCAUUAUGUCUGAAUAUGCUAACAAGAAGACGCGUGGAGCGUUUAUCGCAGCUGUCUUUGCUAUGCAGGGCUUCGGAAUUCUAGCAGGGGGUAUAUUUGCUAUCAUUAUAGCGUCUGCAUUCAACUCCGCGUUUGAAGCUCCACCUUAUAAGGUUGAUCCAUCAGGCUCAACUGUUCCUCAAGCGGACUAUGUUUGGCGUAUUAUUUUGAUGUUCGGAGCUCUCCCAGCUCUUCUUACCUACUACUGGAGGAUGAAGAUGCCUGAAACUGCACGUUACACAGCCCUUGUUGCCAAGGAUGCAAAGCAAGCUGCAUCUGAUAUGUCAAAGGUACUGCAAAUGGACAUUGAGGCAGAGCCUCAAAAGGUUGAGAAGAUUGCUGAAUCAAAGGCCAAAUUUGGUUUGUUCUCUAGAGAGUUUCUUCAGCGUCAUGGGCUUCACUUGCUUGGAACAACAACCACUUGGUUUUUGCUUGACAUAGCUUUCUACAGCCAGAAUCUCUUCCAAAAGGAUAUCUUUAGUGCUAUUGGGUGGAUUCCUCCUGCAAACACCAUGAAUGCCAUUGACGAAGUUUUCAGAAUUUCUAGGGCGCAAACGCUUAUUGCUCUCUGCAGUACUGUUCCAGGUUACUGGUUCACAGUUUUCUUCAUUGACAAAAUGGGAAGGUUCGCUAUCCAGUUGAUGGGUUUCUUCUUCAUGACGGUAUUUAUGUUUGCCCUCGCUAUUCCUUAUGAUCACUGGACACACAAGGAUAAUAGAAUCGGGUUUGUGGCGAUGUACUCAUUGACAUUCUUCUUCGCCAACUUUGGUCCUAAUGCCACCACAUUUGUUGUACCAGCUGAGAUUUUCCCAGCAAGGUUGAGGUCAACUUGCCAUGGUAUAUCAGCAGCAUCUGGUAAGCUUGGUGCUAUUGUAGGCGCAUUCGGGUUCUUGUACUUGGCUCAGAACAAGGAUAAAGCCAAAGCAGAUGCAGGGUAUCCUGCAGGUAUUGGGGUCAAGAAUGCUCUUCUCCUGUUAGGUGGAGUCAACGCCUUGGGCUUUUUGUUCACCUUUUUGGUCCCUGAGUCCAAAGGGAAAUCAUUGGAAGAAAUGUCAGGUGAGAACGAAGAUGAUGCAGCACAAGGGGACAACAGGACAGCUCCUGUUGCUUAGGUUCGUCUCGGUUUGCAGUUUCUAGUGCAGCGAUAGCUAUUAAUUUAGCUAACAAUCUGCUUCAUUUUAGCUACAUAAGUUUGUUUCUGCCCUAUUUUCGUUUCCCCCCACUUUAGUGUAAUAACUCAAGUUUCUGCUCUGUAGCUUGAACUUGGGAAAUAUAAAAGAGAAUGAUUAACAGACAGAAAUUAUAUCAUAAACUCCACAGAAGUUUCCAUACAGCCAACAUUAAACUGCCUUCACUUAAUUACAAGCUUAAAAACAAUAAAGAACCGGAUUUAUUGGAAAGGCAAUAGCAUUAGCCCAAAUCUUGUAUCAGCCACACGAGAUUCUGGUUAUUUAGGUUUUUGUUUAUACACAACUUGGAUGCAGAGAACAAUGCCGCGCCUGCACAAAGCCUUAUGAGGCAAAGAAGUAGUACAGAAGUUGGCCAAGUUCAGCAGAUGUUUCCUCAAUGAUUACAUGGUCAAGUUGCAGACAGCAGAGUGUUCAGUGAGCACGAUCCCUUAACACUUCAAGAUCCAUCUCCGUAGGGUCAGUAGCCUGAAUCUCAUAGUGGACACCAUCCCAGCUCCCUUCUAAGCCUGUCUUUGCUUGUGGCAUAAAGCAUUUUAGGAUGGAUGCGUGAAGAUGAAGGGGACCUGACCAACAUAAUCCAAAUAUUAAGUAACAAGAUCUGAUAGUAAAACUCAGCAAAUAGG
Molecule: messenger RNA, 2509 nt
Organism: Rubroshorea leprosula
Lineage: Eukaryota; Viridiplantae; Streptophyta; Magnoliopsida; Malvales; Dipterocarpaceae
Source: the annotation of a GenBank genome assembly